CAUGACAUUUAAAUUUGUUUUUAAACUUUUAAAUUUUGCUAUUUUUAAGUUUUGUCCAUUUAUUGAAUAAGUUAAACUGACCAUUGAUUGAGACCAAUGGGAAUAGGUCAAAAUUAGCGAUUUAAUCUAAUUGUGAUCAAUCAAAUGAUUGAUGAUGGCAAUUGUUGUGAUUGUAAAGUAUUUGAAAAGAAACAGCUUGAAAUUGAUUCAAUUAUUGAAAGAAAAAUAUUCAAAUCAAUUAAUUGAUUAGUAACUUUAUUCAUGGUAAUUCAUGGUAAUCAUUUCCUUGAUUGUUGGGAAAGUGAUUCCAUCCGAUUGAUAAGUUUAAAUUGGUGCGAUUCGGUUUUAAUUACAAUCAAAAUGAUCUCGAGAAAAUUGAUUCGAUGUUUACAAUUAACUCUCAUUGUCUUUGGUAUUUGUAAUAUUAUCGACUCGAGUUUACGAGUUUACGAAUAUUUGUCUGGACAGUUCAAUCGAACGGCAAUUUAUACAUUUUAUCGAGCAUUUAAUAAACUGCUCCAAGGAUCUAUUUUGAUCUUUGGCCUUCGAUGGGACCAGUUGAUCCGAUGUGUUGACCUAAUUGAGACCAUGAAUUUUGAACAUUUAUUUCCUAACCAAACGAAAACCGGACACUCGAAAAUAAUUAAGUUUAAUCUUCUAAUGGCUUUUCCAGUCCUCGUUUCUUUAAUUGCAACAAUUUGCAUCGAUUUUAAUCCGUUCAGAGAUUCACAAUUCAUAAAAUCGACCUCAUAUAUGAUCAGAUUUUUCCUCCUCCCGGCGAACAUCAUGAAAAUGUUCACAAUCCAAUCGAUUCUCAUUUAUCUCUCAAUUAACCUAGGAAAUUAUUUCGAUAUUAUCAAUCGGAAGAUAAUUGAUUUCAGUCGAAGUGUUAAUCGAGAUAAUUUUCACCUUAAUCAGAUUCGUUGUUUGUACAGUUCAAAUAUACGAGCCACUCAAGCGGCUGAAAAUUUUGCCGUUUACAUUGUGGCCUCCAUUUACUUUGAGUGUAUCUGCCUGAACCCGAUCAUUUUUCACCGUUAUUUCAUUGAUUCAUCUGGUUCACUAAUUAGUAGUAAAUUUUUUUACUACAUGAUUAAAGUUGUAAUAAUGAUCUUAAUGACUUACCUGUUUGUCUCACUUAAUUGUCAAGCAUAUAAAUCACUUGAAGAUUUACAUAAGAUCUCAUUGUGUCGAGAUAUUGAUCAAGAAGAGAUUCAAUCAUUUCUCCUGAGAAUGAGUCAAAAAAAUAUUGGUUUCACUUUCCUUGGGCUAUUUGUUGUUAAUCUUAAUUUUAUCGCCUCACUAUUGACCCUUACGAUGACCAUUGUCCUUUACACUCAAACAAUUAUCAACCUUUGACCUGAUCAAAUGUUAAUUGAUCAACAUUUCCAUUGAUUGUUAACCAUUCAUCUAAAUUCAAUCAUUCAAUCAAUUACCAAUUACAAACGCGUUACUUUUUGUAGCUGAUCAUGUCAAUCAAAUAAUAACAAUUAACUAAUGUUACCAAUUGUUUUCAUCUAUCAUAUUAUAAGUAAUAUCAAUAAUAACUUUCAAUU
Panonychus citri (citrus red mite) is the source of this 1556-nucleotide messenger RNA. RefSeq lists its product as uncharacterized. The transcript has 2 exons. NCBI's taxonomy places the organism in Eukaryota, Metazoa, Arthropoda, Arachnida, Trombidiformes, Tetranychidae. The record is from RefSeq and is a predicted model, not a curated record. Bases 262 to 1359 code for a protein of 365 amino acids.